CUUCUCACACGCAGUCGCCUCUCUCUCAGGCCUCAUGGAGUCGCGCUCCACCGCCGAACCCUGUUGACACUAGCCAUCGAGACGUCUUGCGACGACACUUCCGUUGCCAUCGUCGAGAAACACAAGGAUGCAUCAGCAACACUACACUUCCACCAAAAGGUCACGGCCAACACCGCAGCCUACAAUGGAAUACAUCCAGUCGUCGCAUUAGAGUCGCAUCAGUCGUCUCUUGCACCCUUGAUACAACAGGCUUUGAGCCAUCUGCCACCUGCGGAGUCGAGCUCUGAUCCUCGUCGCGCGUUACACCAUCGAGACACUGUCCGCGUCAAGCCAGACUUCAUCUCGGCCACAAGAGGUCCUGGUAUGCGUUCUAAUCUGUCGGUCGGUCUGGAUGCUGGCAAAGCAUUAGCUGUAGCCUGGGACGUUCCCGUCAUUGGUGUCCAUCACAUGCAGGCACAUGCCCUGACUCCGCGCCUGGUGUCUGCACUCGAGUCUCGUUCAGUCACUGGACCGAACUUUCCCUUCCUGAGUGCCUUGGUAUCUGGAGGUCACUCCAUGUUGAUCGAGUCUACUAGUUUGACCCAUCACAAGAUCCUAGCCACAACCGGCGACAUUGCUCUGGGUGAUUGUCUGGAUAAAGCUGCUCGUGCCAUUCUCCCAUCGCAUCUAGUAGCACCUCCAUACGGACGAGCACUGGAACAAUUUGCCUUUCCUGCUGGCGCUUCUGACUACCACUACACAGCACCAGCAAAACGCGACGUCGAACUCGCUCGCAGAAUCACAAAAUGGGGCUGGGGACUAGGCGCACCCCUGGCCGAAAGCAAGAACGGCAGUAGCAGUCGCAAAAUGGUCUAUUCCUUCUCCGGUCUAUUGAGCAGCAUCGAGCGCUUUGUGAAAUAUGAAUUUGACCACCAAGCCUCCACCAUAUCCAAGCGCUUACGCCAGCCUGGCCAUCUAUCUGAUGAUGAGCGCCGCGAGAUGGCCAGAGAAGUCAUGCGUGUAGCUUUCGAACAUCUCGCAUCUCGCGUUAUGCUACAUCUAGCCUCUCUUCCGCCCAGAGCGGCUGCAAAAGUCGAUUCUGUAGUUGUUUCUGGUGGUGUGGCUGCAAACUCCUUCCUUCGCCAUGUAAUGCGCGCCUUCCUGGAUGUCAGGGGUUAUGAUCAUAUACGGUUGUGCUUUCCGCCUAUUGAGCUGUGUACAGAUAAUGCGGCCAUGAUAGGUUGGGCGGGUAUAGAGAUGUGGGAGGCAGGUUGGAGGUCGCAACUGUCGGUACGGCCGAUCAAGACGUGGUCCAUGGAUCCAAGUGCUAGCGAUGGUGGUAUCUUGGGCGUGGAGGGAUGGUUGAAUGUAUAA
Messenger RNA from Aureobasidium pullulans EXF-150, 1353 nucleotides. Its product is annotated as peptidase M22, glycoprotease. The record is from RefSeq and is a predicted model, not a curated record. The transcript has a single exon. NCBI's taxonomy places the organism in Eukaryota, Fungi, Ascomycota, Dothideomycetes, Dothideales, Saccotheciaceae. Gene Ontology annotation, biological process: mitochondrial tRNA threonylcarbamoyladenosine modification. The annotation marks the transcript as partial. Gene Ontology annotation, cellular component: mitochondrion.